GCCCCCACCGCGCCGCCGCCCGGGGCCGAGCGCGGACGCCGAGCGUGGGAGCCAUGGCGCGCGAGGAGGAGAGGGACCCGGAGCGCCGGGAGGCGGCGGCGCGGGCCCGAGGCGAGGAGGAGGAGGAGGAGGGAGAGGAGGGACUGAGCGAUAGCGACGACGAGGACCAAGACCAGAAGACCGGCAGCGGCGAGGAAGAGGCAAAGGAGGCUGCAGCGGCGGCUGGGCGGGAGCGCAGCGAGAACGCGCGGCUGCAGAGCGCAGGGCUGCCUCCCGCCUCCGUCCCCGCCGCGGCCGCCCGCGACCGGAGCGGCCGCCGCCCGCCGGGGCCCCCGCCGGGGCCGCUGCCCUGCCUCCCGAGGAUGCCGUCGCCCGAGGAGGAGGAUCGCGAGCGUCGCCGGAGUCGCCGGAGGGACCUUCUGCUGAGCCAGCUCUGCUUCCUGGCCUUGGUGGCGCUGCUGCUCUGGUCGCUGUCAAGCAUGCAAGAGCAUAAUGCUCUUGUGGAGAAAUGUGCUCACAACAGUUGUCCACCGAAAACAAUUUGGACCGUGGGGUGCAGCUGUCUAAGAAACAGAGGAAAGACUUGGAAGAAUAAUUGUUGUAAAAUGGUUUUAUAUCCCAGCCAAUCAAGCGACCUUGACUUCAUGGAUCUCAUAGGGGAAGACCGACAGUGGACGCUGGGGAGGAAGCUAAUGCAGGUGAAUGACACUGUGACUUCAGAAGACACAGACCUUCGGAGCAGCAAGAACUGCACUGAACCAGUUCCGGAUGUGCUCAUUGAAGAGAGCUGUGCCCUUUUCCAACCGUAUCCCGGGAGGCCACACUUUUGUUCCAGCGAUAUUGCCUUCAUCCCACGCGUCUCCUGCACUCUUCAUUGUCAGGCCAUGUACAUGUUCUACGCACUGGCCAUUGUGUGUGACGACUUCUUCGUCCCCUCCUUGGAAAAGAUUUGUGAGCGCCUGCACCUCAGUGAAGAUGUGGCUGGCGCCACGUUCAUGGCGGCAGGCAGUUCAGCUCCAGAGCUGUUCACAUCUGUCAUAGGCGUCUUCAUCACCAAGGGCGACGUGGGAGUUGGGACCAUCGUGGGCUCGGCCGUGUUCAAUAUCCUGUGCAUCAUCGGAGUCUGCGGGCUCUUCGCUGGGCAGGUUGUGGCUCUGUCCUCCUGGUGCCUGCUGAGGGAUUCGAUUUACUACACGCUGUCUGUGGUUGCACUCAUCGUGUUCAUUUACGAUGAACAAGUUUCCUGGUGGGAGUCUUUAGUCCUUGUGCUGAUGUAUUUUAUCUACAUUGUCAUCAUGAAAUAUAACGCUUGCAUACAUCAGUGCUUCGACAGAAGGACGAAAGGUGCUGGAAACAUGGUCAACGGCCUGGCCAGCAAUGCCGAAAUUGACGACAGCAGCAACUGCGACGCCACUGUGGUGCUACUCAAGAAAGCCAAUUUCCACCGCAAAGCGUCAGUGAUCAUGGUGGAUGAGUUGCUGUCAGCCUACCCACACCAGCUGUCUUUCUCUGAGGCUGGACUUCGAAUCAUGAUCACCAGCCACUUUCCCCCCAAGACCAGACUCUCCAUGGCCAGCCGCAUGUUGAUCAAUGAGAGACAAAGACUGAUAAACAGCAGGGCUUACACCAAUGGAGAAUCCGAAGUGGCCAUCAAAAUCCCCAUUAAACACACCGUGGAGAAUGGGACAGGGCCCAGCAGCGCCCCAGACAGGGGCGUGAAUGGGACUCGGAGGGAUGACGUUGUUGCCGAGGCUGGCAAUGAGACAGAGAAUGAGAACGAGGACAACGAGAACAAUGAGAAUGACGAAGAGGAAGAGGAGGAUGAGGAGGAUGACGAAGGACCGUACACACCAUUCGACCCUCCCUCUGGCAAACUGGAGACGGUGAAAUGGGUGUUCACCUGGCCACUGAGUUUUGUCUUAUACUUCACUGUACCCAACUGCAACAAGCCCCGCUGGGAGAAGUGGUUUAUGGUGACAUUUGCUUCCUCCACUCUGUGGAUCGCAGCCUUCUCCUACAUAAUGGUGUGGAUGGUCACAAUCAUCGGUUACACACUGGGGAUUCCUGACGUCAUCAUGGGGAUCACCUUCCUGGCAGCCGGGACCAGUGUGCCUGACUGCAUGGCCAGCCUCAUCGUGGCCAGACAAGGCAUGGGAGACAUGGCCGUGUCCAACUCCAUCGGGAGCAACGUGUUUGACAUCCUCAUCGGCCUCGGUCUCCCCUGGGCCCUGCAGACUCUGGCUGUGGAUUAUGGAUCCUACAUUCGGCUGAACAGCAGGGGACUGAUCUACUCCGUGGGCUUGCUGCUGGCCUCUGUCUUUGUCACAGUGUUUGGCGUUCACCUGAACAAGUGGCAGCUGGACAAGAAGCUGGGGUGUGGAUGCCUUUUCCUGUACGGCGUGUUCCUAUGCUUCUCCAUCAUGACGGAGUUCAACGUGUUCACCUUCGUGAACUUGCCCAUGUGCGGGGAACACUGAUCCACCGGGCCGCCCACCGAGGCUCCAUUCCUUCUUUUCUGUGCAAUACAAGACCCGGCCGCACCCCGAGUCAUACGGGCCUCCAGGGCCGGGCUUCCAUCUCUCCCUUGCUGUUCACAGGCCUCCGCUCCUGCCUCAGCGGCCCAGGCGCUCCCUGCCCCCCCCCUCGCCCCUCCUCCUCCUGGGGACCUACCUGCCACCCAGCCUUUCUUGCCCACCCCUUCCUGCCCCCUCGGUGUGAAGACUUUUCAAUAUCCACGUGAAUUUUCAAGCUCCAUUUUGAACAGUGACUGAGAUUCUAGAAAAACUGGCUGCUAACUGGCCCAAGCCAGGCAAAACUUAUUACAAUCCCUCCUCCUUUUUUAAGUUAUUGGAUGGAAGACUAACCUAAUGUAUGGCCUGGGACUGUCAAAGAGCUAGCGAGGAGAGGGUACAUUGAUUAUAGGGGGUGCUUGGGAUUUUGUUCUGUUUUCAGGUGAUUCCUAGGUUAUGGGUUUGGAGGGUUGAAUCUCUUUGAAGGGGGCUCUCCCUUCUGCCCCUUUUCUUCCAGAGAUCAAGAGCUUCUCUUGCAUCUUCUUCCCCUGGGCUCUGGAUUGGUAGAUGAGCUACAGGUUGUCCCCGCUGUGUCUUGGGAUCAGAUCCCAAGCAUGUUGGAGCAUGCAUGGAUCUAGCGCUUAGUAGAGGAACAGUUGAGCCAGGCCACCGGAAAAGAUGCAUGACAUUUCAUACCCAAGUGUGCCCCCACAGGCCCACAGGAGUAACCUAGGGAGCACAAGGUUUUCUGAGGAAGAAGGCAGCUUCCCACAUGUCCAUUAUGACCUUCACUUUCUCACUAGGUUCUUUCUAGUCUUUUAAGCAAUAGUUCUAGCCUGCCUGAGGCCUUUGUCGAGGGUCCCUGGUUGAACAUCUAUUUGUGAGGUACCAGGCAGUCAGCAGCCGAAGCUUCCCGACCUGUGAGUCCCUGAGAUGUGCUGUCAUUGCUUGACAUUUGGGGUGACAGGGAGUGACCCAGAGGCCACCACUGCUUUUUGUGCAGGAAUUACAGACACUGGUUUCUUGGAAAAUGGAGAGAAGCGCACUUUGCACAGACAUCGUCAAUAAAGUCCCAAUUUGCCACUUGGUACUGAGUACACUGGACCCUGAAAGCUGGCUCUUGGGCCAGCGUCCUUCCUCCAGGACACCAUGGCCAAGCUGCCCAGCUCCACCCGUCCCCUCCUGGAGGGAUGGCAAGGGAAGGAGAAAACAGAACUGACAUCUUUGAAACCACAGAAUGUGCUAAAUGCAGACAAGCUCAAGGGCAUAAGUUAUUGUGACCAUCGUUGCCAAUCACUGCUCAACAGCCCUGCUAGAUUUUGUAUGAUGCUGAAUUAUUAUGCAGACUAAUUCCACCAGUUGAGACCCACCCAUGCUUGUUACACGUGUAUUUAUUGAAACUGUGGACUCUUGCCCGUGCUCCCCCUAUAUUUACUUUAAGCACUGAUCACUUAUAAUUCAUUCGGUAUGGUUUUCUCUGUCCCUUGUACUACACAUUCUGGUCUGAAUUGUAAAAAUAACCUGCUACAAAUUGGUCGAACGUCUCUGUCGAGGGUGCGAAAGGAGGCGAGCAUUAGCCAAUGGGGCACCUAGCUGAUGGAGGCCCGGGAGAGGAAAUCACCAAUUUGGGCUCUCAGAGCUAAGACACACUCAAUGAUUCUGUUGCACAUUUUGCACUGGUUUAUGGCGAUUGUUUUCUUGGACGGAUAGUGUAAAAUAAACUUCUCUGUUCUGUAUCCUUU
This is a messenger RNA of Myotis myotis, 4252 nucleotides long. RefSeq names its product solute carrier family 24 member 3 (gene SLC24A3). The record is from RefSeq and is a predicted model, not a curated record. Bases 54 to 2477 code for a protein of 807 amino acids. Lineage: Eukaryota; Metazoa; Chordata; Mammalia; Chiroptera; Vespertilionidae. Gene Ontology annotation, biological process: calcium ion transmembrane transport; intracellular calcium ion homeostasis. Gene Ontology annotation, molecular function: calcium, potassium:sodium antiporter activity; calcium channel activity. The transcript is spliced from 18 exons. Gene Ontology annotation, cellular component: membrane.